UGGCUUUCAUUAAGAAUGGUUUAGAGAGAGAUCCUGCCUUGUGCUGUGGUGGAACAAGGGGCACAUUUAAAUGGAAGUGUAUGCCCAUAAAUAUUCCUGUAAAAAUUAAAUGUUCCUCUGUCCAGCCGGGUGUCAGAGCGAUCUGACAUGACCGCAUGCAGGCCUGACUCGUAGGUACCACGACCUAUUAUUAGCCACUAUCACCGCCUUCCUCAGCUGAGUCUGGUCGGAGGAAAAAUAUUCAUUACGUAACAAUAAAGGAUCUGUCUCCCAGACUCACUUCCUGAAUACCAAAGCAGCAACUAGGCCUCAUUCUGAGGCAGAGCGGAAGCCUCAUCCGUUUGUUUGUUGGAGCGGUGCAGAGCCCUGCUUGUUGUUUUCUGCUUAUCCUUUUACUCCACCACACUCGCCACACCACCCCUCCUUCUCAGCACCUCUUUGUGGGUCAGUGAUGCAGCGGGAGUGACGCAGCAGUGGCAGUAGCCUCCACAAGGCAACUUUGCACAGCAGGAACAGGGAAUCUCCGCCACAACCACAGUCUGAAGGGAGAGGGGACGAGGCUAGAUGCCCGAUCUAGGCCGAGAGAAGAAUGGGAGCCUGGCAGCCGCUUUCCUCUGCUCCCGCUGAGCAAACACCAGGGAGACUUCCACUGCGGCAGAGACGGGCUCGACAAAACCUUCCCACAGAAACGUUUUGGUAGGCCAUUCCAGACGACUUGGCUGGCAGAUGACUGUGGCGUCCUUGAACCUCAGAGCCUGAUGGAUAGCACGCACCCUUACACUGUGCUCAACAAGCUCAAUGAGCAGCGGUCUCAAGGACUCUUCUGUGAUGUUACUAUCGUGGUUGAGGAUGUAAAGUUUCGGGCCCACAAGAAUAUCCUGGCAGCCUGCAGCGGGUACUUCAGGAAUGCUCUGACGGCUUCGGACACGUGGAGCUCCAGUCAAGUGCUGGAGCUUAUGGACUUGAAGUCAGAGGUAUUUGCGAGUAUCCUUAACUUCAUAUACUGCUCAAAGGUGUCAUCGCCUUUUGCAGAGGACUCGGGAGGGCUUGUAGCAGCUGGAAAAAGACUCGGAAUUCCUUUUUUGGAGAAGUUAUCAGAGGAAGAGAAGAAGGAUGAAUGUGUUAAAUCCACAGACCCCUGGACUGCCCCUGGGUGUGAAAAGACAAAGAAGGAAGCUGCCAGGCCCGAGGAGAUAGAAAAUGCCAGAGGCCCUCGUAUUACCAAUGCCUUCUCUAUCACUGAAGUGUGUCCUGGGAACAAUCCCUUCACCCCUCUAGUUCAGACAAAUAGGGACAGGCAGAUCCCAUCUGUCCCAGAUGUGGGACAGCUCCCACCAAGUUGUCCCACAACAACCUGCCUCAGUGCAACAAAUGAGGCUCCCAACGCUCUCUCGGAGCACUCGUAUGCAGUAAGCAAAUCAUCCGAAGGCAAAGAAAACAGUUCAUGCGACAACAAGAAGGUCUGCAAGCCAGCUGUGUCGCAGUCGAAGCAGCUCAUUUACCGAAAUUCGGGCCCACUUAAAAAGCGACACAGGCUGAGAGGCAUUUUGGGGAGAGGUACGCUUUCAACGCCAGCAGAACCGCAAAGAGAAGCAUGGAACACAAAAACGCCUGCGCUGACUGAUGCUGUCGCUGCAGACCCCGGCACCGUCACUGCACCACCUCCACUUAUUUCAGAGGCUGAGAGCAGAGCCAAUCACGAGUCUCGCAUGGAGCUCGGCCCGCCACCCCUUUCCCCUCACCCGGAAGACAGCAUUUCCAUCUACAGCUGCGAGUACUGUCCAGAGAUAUUCUCAAACAAAGCUAUGCUUACAAUGCACUCUGAGGUCCAUAAAAAGCGCUUCGUGAGUCACCUGUUUUGCAAGUUUUGUCGCAGAAAGUUUAUUCAUCUCAAACGACUUCGCAACCACGAGCAGGUCUGUCCAAAGGCUGGCAGAGGCCCGCCCGAACUGGGCACCAGGGAGGCGACGGCCGAAGAGGUGGACCAGGGUUCGGAUAAGCGUUCGGACGUGGAGAGCGAUGCGACGCAGCUUCCCUCGGACGACCCUCCCAGCCCUUGCACGCCACAACCCGUUCAGCUGGACCGAGCAGAGCCGCAAGUGGAUGAGAAGGCAGCGAGGCCUGGUGGGAGUCAGAGAAGGUACAACUGCAGCAUGUGUAAACGGGUCUACGUGACUUUAUCCAGCCUGAAGCGGCAUGAGAAUGUACAUUCCUGGCAGAGGGCCUAUCCCUGUCAUUACUGCAAUAAAGUGUUCGCCUUGGCGGAAUAUCGCACGAAGCACGAAAUCUGGCACACAGGGGAGCGACGCUAUCAGUGCAUCUUCUGCCUGGAGACGUUCAUGACAUAUUAUAUCUUGAAGAACCAUCAAAAGUCCUUUCAUGGCAUUGAUCCGAGUCUUGCUGUUAAGAAGAAAUCUGCCAACGGGGGGCUGAAGGCGAGUGUUUAUCCAAUCAAGCUUUACAGGUUGCUUCCCAUGAAGUUUCGAAAGAGGCAAUACAAGACGUACAGUCAGACGUACUCUGAGAGUGUUGAAAGAAGUGAACCAGACCCACUGGACAGCGCGCCUCUCAUCCCUCCUUUUGAAGAUAACAGUAUGGCCAGCCAUCAGGAUACUCCUUCCUUCCCUCUGACCUUCAUGGCAACCACAAAGAUGGUCUCUCCCGUGAUGCCUCGCAUUUGCUUCGACAAACCACUUGACCAAGAUGUGGACCGCAGUCACAGCAGUGGACUGGAAACUCGGGGAAGAACUAGAAAAGAGGCUGAGAACCCAUGCUUUGAUAAUUAUGACAGAAUCUUAUCUGCGCAACCCAAUUCAAUCUCUAUUGCAGAUUGCAAGAGCGAUCCACCAAUGCUAAUCAACUCAGAGCACAUCAGUCAUAACCUGCCGUUCUUUAACUCACUGAGCACUGUCAAAAAGUUAGGAGAGCUGUCAGCCUCUGCAAAAAGAGUUGAGGAUAUGACUAAGGAGAUUCUUCAGUCAAGCACAGAGACCUUGGUGUGUAAUAAGGCUAUGGGGGCAAAAACAGAGACAUAUAUAGCUAAACCUGCAUGCCAGGGUCCUUCUGUAAACAGCGAGGCCAUGCCACUAUGUCAGAUAACCGUGAAAAUAGGCAAUGAAGCUAUAAUCCGCCGUCAAAUCAAAGGCUCUAAGCUCUUCCCCAGAAAGAAGAGGAGAAUCCGAGAAACGAGUGAGGACAAGAGCGCAGGCCAGGGCUCUCCAACAAGACAAGACUCAGCGAGUCCAAGGCUCCGUCUGAGGACAGACGUCACUGCCACAUCAAAAACCGAGACGUACGAUGACACCAAUGAGGCUGACACGGCCGAUCAGCUUUGGCGUCCGUACUAUUCCUAUAAGGCUAAAAAGAAAAGGAAGAAGCUCCGAUACAAACACAGAAAAGCUUUGUUUCACCAGUAUCCUGAAACAUGUCUUGACAGGACACCUGCUCGUGACACCCAUCUGGAUAGAGCUGGUUUUCUGACAGAGGAGAGCGGCUCUGGGGCUAGUACAGGGCUCAAACAGAGCCUUGGCAGGAACUCCAGUCCCAGGGCCACCUAUAACUGCGACAUCUGCGACAGCUCUUUUAUCACAGAGACCGGUCUGAGGGCUCACGUCAUUGGGUCACACCCAUAUUUCUGCAGGACCUGCGGCAAGCAAGGCCCGCCCGGCGAGGCCCCGGCCAGUGGCGAUUACGUCUGCAACAGCUGCAUGGAAAAUGGCUCCUGCUUCGACAACACACCCCGGAGCCCCAACCCAGAGAAGAAAUAUCGCUGCUCCUUCUGUCCCCAGCGUUUCCUCUACCUUGCCACGAAGAGAAGCCAUGAGAAAAAGCACCAGGAGACAAAUGAGGAGGGAUAUAGCUAUGACUCCUUCACGCCAACUUCUAAAUACUCUGCUCCCCUAAGCGAGGAAAAUAAGCAAGAGACCAUAAAAGCAGAGGUCAGUGAAAGUCAAGGGAUCACUGACAUCAAACAUGAAAGGAUGGAGGAGGAACCUUUUUCUACUGAUAAGAGUACACCAAAAAUUGAAGACACAGACGACUUCUUGUCUCUGACCACCCAUCAAGAUGUGUCUCAUUCCAAUGUAAAAAGUUCAUUAUCGCCCUACGGUGACUCAGUGUUUUCCCUGUCCUCCUCAAAGUUUAAACACAAGGUGGCAAAAAAGAGGAGUAGCGUGCAGAAUUCUAUGCAUCUUGUUUCGAAAAAGCAAGCCUUCAACAGAGACAGCGACAGCAGUAAGAAUAGUUCGACAGGACCAAGGAUAACCAGUCGCAGUGACCAGGAGAAGUCCAGUAAACUCUUUAGAAGAAGUGAUUCUGAUUCCAACGGUACACAUGUCUUUUUACACAAGCCAGAGAAGUGGUUGUGCAAAGAGGAACCCUUUUUUUGAAAGUCUUUGAGGAUUGUGAUGACGCUUUUGGAAAAAAAAAAAAAGACAGAAAGUGAAGCACCUUCUUUGGUUCGGACACACAAAGGCUGUGGUACUGUUGUAAGGAUGAUGCUAAAUACAAAAGACUAAAAUCGACGUAGGCAGUCAUUUCUUCCCUCCUGAACCCAACAACUCAGUGAUUUUUUUUAACCUUUAUAAAAGAUAUUUUUGGGUAAUAUAGGACCUUUUGACACAAACUGUACUUAUCUUUUGUCUAUGCAUGUGAGGCAGAGUCAGUGACUCAUGAUAAUGUAUCUUCAAACGCUGUGCAAUAUGAGAUCAGCAUUUGUAAUGUGUUGGACAGCAAACAGCUGCCUAGUGUGGUUCCAUGUUCACUUUUUUAAAAUAAGUUUGAGCAAAGCAACAUGAAUUUUACUGUUGUCAUAAUUCUUAGUCUCCCGUUCACUUAACUGGGCUUGGUGAGUUGCACUUUAUAGGUUAGACUAUAAUGACUUGCUUUUUAGUACUUUGACAAUUGUAUUUCAAUUCUAAGCAUUUAUUGAUAUUUUUUCAUUUCCAAUGAAUUCACAGAACCACUGAGAUUAAAGUUACUCCUUUUGUGUGUUUAAUAUAUACAUAUAUAAAAUAUUUAAAUAAAUAUU
Molecule: messenger RNA, 5029 nt
Organism: Menidia menidia (Atlantic silverside)
Lineage: Eukaryota; Metazoa; Chordata; Actinopteri; Atheriniformes; Atherinopsidae
Source: the annotation of a GenBank genome assembly